This is a messenger RNA of Neoarthrinium moseri, 471 nucleotides long. RefSeq lists its product as uncharacterized. The record is from RefSeq and is a predicted model, not a curated record. The transcript has 2 exons. NCBI's taxonomy places the organism in Eukaryota, Fungi, Ascomycota, Sordariomycetes, Amphisphaeriales, Apiosporaceae. Bases 1 to 471 code for a protein of 156 amino acids.
AUGUUGCCAACUUCACUUCUGCGGGCCUUUUUGCUCGCUGCCACCGCGACCCUUGGAACGGCUCGUCCAUCAUGGCCGCAUUUCACUGUGGGACAAGAGCACGUUGAGGUACUCAGCAUGCGUGCCGCCAUGCCCUUAAACCCAGCUGCCGUUUACGACGUCACAUGCGUUGACGCUAGCCUGAGAAUCGUCUUCCACGACGAAAACGUUGCCCAGCUCUCGAUAUGCGGGGGUAUUUCGGGUUCAAACACCAGGUGUGCCGGCGGGCCCCAAAGCACGGAGGCCCAGUCGGCUUCAGCCAAAUUCACUCUAGCACCGGUCACACCAGGCGCAGUUCUCAACAUCUCCAAGGUCCGGUGGGAACAAUGCGUACGCGCCGCGAGAGCAAUAUGCCCGACGGGAAGCAUGGCCGGUACAUGCAGGGGCGGUGCAUCGAACGGAGACGUCAAGUUCUCGCUGGAAAAGCCAUGA